This is a messenger RNA of Blastomyces dermatitidis ER-3, 3675 nucleotides long. RefSeq names its product 2-isopropylmalate synthase. Lineage: Eukaryota; Fungi; Ascomycota; Eurotiomycetes; Onygenales; Ajellomycetaceae. Gene Ontology annotation, molecular function: nucleic acid binding; ATP binding; RNA helicase activity. The transcript has 2 exons. The coding region runs from base 1009 to 3513 and encodes 834 amino acids. The record is from RefSeq and is a predicted model, not a curated record.
CGGGAAUUGGUGCCGUGAUAACGACGAGGUCGAUAAGUUACGCCUUGUGGGCAGUUUAUGUCCUGCUAAAAUCGUUUAACUUGGUGAUUAUGUUCUUGUCCCUUGUUAGAAGGCAAGGGGGAAAAUGAAGGGAAUGGCACCCGGAAAAACACAGUAUUCCAUCCACCCUUCGGUUUCCUUCGCUCGAGGCAAGUUAAACGGGAGGCCGGAGGUGAAAACCAGACGGUAAUGUAGUAUGGAAGUGCGGAAACGUGGCUGGUCGUGCGAGUUCGGAACUGCUCAGCCAAAUCCCGUCUUCAGAGUUUAUAGCAAACUUGGUAGCAGCUAAAAGAAGGCCAACCCAAGAGAACUUGGUAAGAAGAAUUAAUACAUUGCCCUGACUCCCUGUCAUUUUGCUUGCCUUAUUUACCAUGGCGGAAAGUCGCUUGAUGACAUUAACGCAGGCUUGAUUCAAUAUUAAAACGGCUAUGGUCUUAUUGCAAAUAUCCAUGCCUGCGCACGUCAUCCAGAUUUUUCCCAUUUGAUUCCUACAAGCAUAAUAAUAAGUGAGAUACUCCUCAAGAAGAGAGGGGGAUGUACUGUACCUCGCCCUGGGUUCCAGGAUACCAGGCUCCUGAUGAGUCAGACUUUACACAUACGUUAGAGUCUGAAAAUUUUUUGGGAAGAAUUUUGGUCUUUUGCGGCCGGAUUGGCCACUCUAGUUGUAGAUAAUUAUGUCUUAGAUCAAUGCCCUGUUUUCGUCGUUGCAAGUCGUUUCACGAUGUUGACGUUGGAAAGGGACCAGAAGUUUUGUCACGUGAAUUGGACUGAUAUUCUGCUGCGCCACACCGCCUUGAACUGGGGAAUUUUUCAGCAAGAAGCAAAACACUUUGAGUGAUGGAUCUUGCGCCGUUGCUACCUUCGUUCAAGCUCCUUUCCACUUAUCAAUUUUGUUCCCUUUUAGUUUUUUUGCUAUUAAUUCCCCCUUGAACUGCGGCAAUUGAACGCCGACCUUUCAAAGCGGAUUCAAUGGCACCAAUUCCUAGUAAAAAAAGUUCUGGUGAUGAUUUUAUCUUAACUCUAUCAGAUGGCGAGAAUUCGACCCUGCCCAAUGGGGAUGUCGACUUGGACGAAGCUGGAGAUGAUGAACUGGUUACCGCGAAACCAUCGAAAUCAAAAUUGAAAGCUUUGGGCACCAAACGGAAAAGGGAUGAUGAAGUUGUGGCCAAUGGAACUCAGAAAAAAAGGUCAAAAAAAGCCCAGAAAGAAGAUAGGAAAAUACAGCGACCGGGUCAUGGUGCGGAGCUUAAGUCGAACUCCGACACUGAACAGGACGCAAACGAGAACGACGAUGGGGCCCUGGACCCCGAUUUUGAAUUCGAUGUUGGAGGUGCGGCACACGCCGAUCUCGUGGAGGACUUCGAUGGCUGGGGACUCGAUGAGCGAUAUGGGAUUAAAACUGAUGGGAAGGGAAAUAAAAAGGCAGUGGAUAUUGAUGAUUUAAUUUCCCGCAGGCGACAGAAGAUGAAGCAAAAGUUGGAAAAGCAGAAGACGAAGGAACGGAAGAAAGCCGAAGAAGAGUCUGGCGAUGAGUUUACUGGGAUUGAUUCGCAGGAUGAAGAUGAACCAGCCAAUGCUGUGGACUUCGAGGAGGAUGAGCUUCUGGCUCCUGAUGGAUUUGGUAUGGGAGCCGCAAGUGAAUCAGAGGAGGAAGAAGGUGACCAAUCCGCUUUGGUUGAGUCCUCCGACUCUGAAAACUCUGAGGGAGCAGCUGAACCGGAUUCCGAGGAAGUGGAUUCCGAUCACGACUCUGUUGCUUCUCCAGUGCCACAUCCUGACGAUAUUGCCUCAGACGAUGACUCUGGCGACGAAAGUGAAGAUGCUGCUGAAAUCGAAAAGCAAAAGGCCUUCUUUGCCCCUGAAGAGAAAGCAUUAACAAACGGCAUCCUAGAGCCUGCAAAAUCUUUCCAAGCAUUUUCACUCUCGAGGCCAAUCCUACGAGGUCUCACGUCUGUUGGUUUCACUACCCCUACUCCUAUUCAACGGAAAACGAUACCAGUUGCACUCCUAGGAAAAGACGUUGUCGGUGGUGCAGUCACGGGGUCCGGUAAAACGGGUGCAUUUAUCAUCCCUAUUUUGGAACGUUUACUCUACCGACCCAGAAAGGUCCCGACCAGUCGCGUUGCAAUUCUGAUGCCCACUCGAGAACUUGCUGUUCAAUGUUACAAUGUGGCUACAAAACUUGCAACAUUCACGGAUAUCACCUUCUGUCAGUUAGUUGGAGGUUUCAGUCUUAGGGAGCAAGAGAACAUCCUGAAAAAGAGACCCGACGUCAUUAUUGCUACCCCUGGCCGAUUUAUUGAUCAUAUGAGGAACUCUGCAAGUUUCACAGUCGAUACCUUGGAAAUCCUUGUUCUCGACGAGGCAGAUCGAAUGCUGGAAGAUGGAUUCGCCGACGAGUUGAAUGAAAUUUUGACUACCAUUCCCAAAUCCCGACAGACAAUGCUCUUCUCCGCUACCAUGACAAAUAAUGUUGACAAACUCAUCCGAGUCGGCCUUAACAGACCUGUACGGUUGAUGGUGGAUGCGAAGAAGCAAACUGUGGGCACCUUGGUACAGGAAUUCGUCAGAUUACGGCCGGGCAGAGAAGACAAACGGUUAGGCUAUCUCAUGGUUCUCUGUAAAACCAUUUAUAAGGACCGUGUUAUUAUAUUUUUCCGGGCCAAAAAGGAAGCGCAUCGUGUGCGCAUAAUUUUCGGGCUCAUGGGCCUUAAAGCUGCGGAACUACAUGGAAGCAUGAGCCAGGAACAGCGUAUCAAAAGCGUUGAAAGUUUCCGUGAUGGCAAGGUUUCCUUCCUUCUCGCCACAGAUGUCGCCUCCAGAGGUCUUGAUAUCAAAGGUGUAGAGACUGUUAUUAACUACGAAGCACCACAAUCACACGAAAUUUACCUUCACCGUGUGGGACGUACGGCGCGUGCAGGACGUUCUGGGCGUGCAUGUACUCUUGCUGCAGAGCCAGACCGAAAAGUUGUCAAAGCUGCCGUGAAAACUGGUCGAGCACAGGGAGCUAAGAUCGUGAGCCGACCUAUUGACUCAGCAGAAGCGGACAAGUGGGCCGCUAAGGUAGAGGAGAUGCAGGAAGAGGUCAAAGAGAUUCUGAAGGAGGAGAAGGAGGAGAAACAGCUAGCUCAGGCUGAAAUGGAAGUCACCCGCGGCAGCAAUCUGAUCAACCACGAGAAGGAGAUCAUGUCCAGGCCCAAACGUACUUGGUUUGAAACCGAGAAGGAAAAACUGCAAGCUAAGCAGCGCUCUCUUGAAGAGUUGAAUGGGCCGAGUAAGAAGAAGAAAGGCAAGCUUAGCGGAAAGGAUAAAAAGAAACUUGACGACACCCGCGAAAGGAAAGAAGGGAAAGUGUGGAAGAAAGGCAAAGCUGAGCGUGAGGCCCCGGCUAAGGGUCCAGCGAAGCUUAAAGAUGGACAAAAGGGCAAGAGUAAGGCCAAACCAAAGGCUAGAGGGAAACCCCCCAGGCGAUGAGCUGUAAACCAAUGAGCCGUUUUGAUCACGGGCAACAUCAAUGUUAGCUACUUGCAUUAGCUUUGUACUGUACAUGUACAUUACAUGUACACUUGUUGAUUUUCAAAUAUCGUCUUACAUCAUACAAUACUAUUUCGCUUUACUACGGCUUAAUCUCCUGGU